CUUUCACAUGGAUCACAUAAUUGGUUCUUGCAAGUGCCUUUUAAAUUCCCACUGUUUGUUCCAACUGAGCUGUUUCCAUAAAUUGAACAAUAUUAACAUACCAUGGAGCUUCCUUCUUAGUUUACGCCAUUGAUUUCUAGCUGCGAUUUUAGUAACUUUCUUCCUACAUGUCACAUGGAGCACAAAUGCACCUCUUUUUCCACUUUCAACCAAAAAAAUCCACCAUCAGAUCAGUCUGCUUUUCGAAAACUUAUGUGUUUAUGAAUCACACACAUACAUGGAAUUGAAGAUUGGUCUAUGACAACCGCAUACAAUACUUUGAUCGAAAACCUUACCAUCAUAUUUUUACAUUUAAAUUCUUACUGUCUAUGAUUUAUUUGGUGCUUAUAAAUAAGAGUAACUAAAAAAUUAUUGGAUCCAAACUAUGAAGAAUGAUGCUUCUACUUGGCUUAAGAAAAAGGAUGAAAUUUCAAGCCAGAUUAGUGCUCAAAUUUUCGAUUUCUGUGAUCCUGAACUAUUCCAAGAGACCCUGCAGAAUUCUGAGGUCACUUCUUCUUCAAAUUGCUGCUAUGAUGAAAACUCCUCUUAUGCAACAAAUCUUUCGCUGCCCCAGGAUUUAGAAACUAAAUUCAGUACCUACCAGGAUAACAAUGGCAACACUGACACAACCAUUGCUCCAACCCCCACAACAACUAGUACCACCACCACCACCACCACUAGCAGCACAAACACCACCACCGCCAGCACCAACACCACCAAUAUCAACGCCACUACUGCCACCACCAACAACAACAAUAGUGGCAAUCUUUCCAUAAUCUUUGAUUCCCAAGAAGAAAUCGACAAUGACAUCUCAGCCUCCAUCGAUUUUUCCCCAUCCCCUCCCUUUUCCGUACCUCCAUUUCUCAUGACCCAACAAGACCAAUUUGAUUUCACUUCAGUGCCAACUCAAAUCUCACUAGCAGAUUCUGUUGUUGAGGGAUUUUCACAGUAUCCUGCUGACCCUGUACCGCCUCUCAUGUCGGCUCCUUUGUCAUCAGUUUUCGAAGAGGAUUGCUUGUCCUCAGUGCCUUCGUAUGUGCCUUUGAACCCCUCUUCUCCUUCUUGUUCUUUUCUUGGUCCCACCAUGGGAGCAUACAUGCCUGCUGGGACUAUGAAUGCUGCAGCAUUAUCUGCUGACAGCACUGGAAUUUUCACCAGCAGUAUUCUCAUGGCUUCUGAACUGCAACCACAAGAUUUGGAAUACCAAGGAGAUAAUGGCGGAAUUUUCUGUCCAGAAUCAUUUCCGAGGGGUUUUAACCCUGAAGACCUUCAGAUGCUUGGUGCUGAGAGCCAACAACUGGUGAGUGGGGCUGGGAACUCUACUUCUUUACCAACUGAGAUUCCCAUGGCAGAAGACCCAAAUUUUAAAGUAGGGAAGCUAUCUGUUGAGGAAAGGAAAGAGAAGAUACAUAGGUACAUGAAGAAAAGGAAUGAAAGGAAUUUCACAAAGAAAAUCAAGUAUGCCUGCCGCAAAACUCUUGCGGACAGCAGACCUCGAGUUAGAGGAAGAUUUGCGAAGAAUGAUGAUUUUGGAGAGAAUCACAGACCUUCUGGUAGCAACCAUGAAGACGAUGAAGACGAUGAAGUAGUUGUGAAAGAGGAAGAGGAUAUGGUUGAUUCCUCGGACAUUUUCGCUCAUAUCAGUGGAGUGAACUCUUUCAAAUGCAGCUAUCCCAUCCAAUCCUGGAUUUGAGUAGUAGGGUAUAUAUUGGCACUAGACUAAUCUACCAAUUUUGCAGGACCCUGUUUCCACCAGGAUUUAAUGUAUCCUGGUUUAAUAAUAAAAAACCAAAAAUGAAUAAUUGGGUCGUUAUAUUAUUCAUAUAAAUAAGUGAGUCAGGACUGUAUAGAAAGUGGGUAAUAAUGUAAGUUUCUUCCGAUACUAUUUCUUGUGCAAACUUCAGACCCAUAAGGUGUACAAUUGUAUGGUGUAUCGAUCACUUACAUGAAUACUAGUGGAAAUAUUAUGUAGCUUCUUCUUAAACUUGAGAAAUUUC
Rosa rugosa (rugosa rose) is the source of this 2036-nucleotide messenger RNA. Its product is annotated as cell wall protein DAN4-like. The transcript has 5 exons. The coding region runs from base 425 to 1732 and encodes 435 amino acids. Lineage: Eukaryota; Viridiplantae; Streptophyta; Magnoliopsida; Rosales; Rosaceae. Gene Ontology annotation, biological process: regulation of flower development. Gene Ontology annotation, cellular component: nucleus. Gene Ontology annotation, molecular function: protein binding. The record is from RefSeq and is a predicted model, not a curated record.